CCUCAACACUCUAGCUCGUAUUGUUUUGCUUCUUGACGAGUCCCUCAGCCAUAGCAGAUCGGCCCUCGCCAAUUUACUCUUGAACCCUCAAACGUAGUCUGUAGCCCUGUCAUAGGUCAUGGCUUCCAAUCAUGCUGAAGGCUCGACUGGCCCUUCAGGAUCCUCACCUGCUCUUCCCUCCGUCUCCCCAGCCCCAGCGGGUGGGUCCAGGUCCGGCAGUUCUUGGUCCGAAGUUGGCCAAGCAUUGAAAACCAUCAGACCAGUUGAGGACCUAAAAAACGUCGGUAGUAUUCCUUGCGGACGUGAUAGUCUCCUGUAUGGCAUCGGCGGAGGAGUAGGCAUCGGCUGCCUUCGAUACCUGAGCUCAUCGAAUCCCAGGGUAGCCGGUAACUGGGCUGUAGGGAGUUUUAUGCUCAUAGCCAUCUAUCAAUGGGAGGCAUGCCGUGGAGAGCGCAAGCGGCAAGAGGAGAAACUCAAGGUGCUGUCGGAAAAGUAUCCCCAUCGCCACGUCUCAAAUCUCACAAAGGGACGUCCAAACGAUGAAAACAGUAAUCCGAGUUGAGGACUCAUGCA
Kockovaella imperatae is the source of this 573-nucleotide messenger RNA. RefSeq lists its product as hypothetical. The record is from RefSeq and is a predicted model, not a curated record. Gene Ontology annotation, cellular component: mitochondrion; mitochondrial inner membrane. Gene Ontology annotation, biological process: mitochondrial respiratory chain complex IV assembly. Bases 119 to 562 code for a protein of 147 amino acids. NCBI's taxonomy places the organism in Eukaryota, Fungi, Basidiomycota, Tremellomycetes, Tremellales, Cuniculitremaceae. The transcript is spliced from 4 exons.